This is a messenger RNA of Apus apus (common swift), 1341 nucleotides long. RefSeq names its product translation initiation factor IF-2-like. The transcript is spliced from 4 exons. NCBI's taxonomy places the organism in Eukaryota, Metazoa, Chordata, Aves, Apodiformes, Apodidae. The coding region runs from base 1 to 705 and encodes 234 amino acids. The record is from RefSeq and is a predicted model, not a curated record.
AUGGCUCAGCCUGCAAGGGAGAGAGCGGAGGCGGUGGCACUCACCGGGCGGGCGCGGUGGGCAGCCCCGCGCUUUGUCUCGGUGCCGGCAAUCUCGGGGAUCAGGCGGGCGGCGGCGGCGGCCGCUCCUCCAUGGCUCUCCGGGCCCGGCGCGGCGCCCGCACCUCCGGGGCGGCGGCGGGCACGGCGGUGGGCACGGCGGCGGGCACGGCGGCGGGCAGGGCGCCCGCCCGCAGGCUGCGGUGCCCCGCGCUGCCCGCUGCAGGCCCCGCGCGGGGGCGGGCGGAGGCGGGCGCGGGGGAACCCGCCCCGCAACCCUGUGGCUGGGCCGGGCCGGGGGCAGCGCUGCUGCCGGGCGGGGGUCCCGCCCCUCGCCCCCCCACCCAGGGGCUGGGCCGGGCGCUGCUGCGGCUGGGGCUGCGCUGGAGGUGGCUCGGGCGGUGGGUUGACGCUGGGCCCGCCAGGAAGGACAUGGUACCUGCCAAAGGACUUCCAGGAUGGCCCAGGACAAGGAUACAGAUCAAGAGAGGGACCCAAGAAAACCGUAGGGAGUACUCAGGAGAAAGCUGAAGAGCUGCAGCAAGAGCUGGGAUUCCGAAUUCCUCAGGCAUCAGAGAGCAUCCAUCUUGAAUUCCGGAGACUGUACCAGUUCCAGUGCAGUUCAGAUCCCAUCAUCUGGAUCCCAUAUCAUCAAAACCUCCUGUGAAGGGAAACAGUUCUACCUGAAGAGUGAGAGACUGCAGCUGGAGACAGUACCAAGUAGAUUUUUCUUUUCCUUUGGGCUGAUAUCUGGGAAUAAAGCCAGCUGGAAGGCUGCUGGAAGGAAAUUUUCCUAACUCUGAUCAUAUUUGCAAUCAGUCUGUAUACCAGAUGUUGCCUCAGAAAAUAUGGAAGUCAGCAGACAGUAGUUUUAAUGUGCAGCUUUCCAACUCAAAUAGGUCUGAGUUUUUAUAGAAAGGAAAUAAAAUGAAGAUUUACUGCUUUCCUGAGGUGUACAGAGUCACUAUCUGUAGCCAGACAAUGCAACAUCAUGUGGAAAGAAUAGAUGGGAAUCCAAGAAGUUAACAAAUGUCCUGUAACAAAAACCUACCGUAUAACAGACUUUUACAACUACCCUUCUUUUUUAAGGCAAGAGUUGCCUGACAUUCCUUAAGUUCAUUUUCAAAACUGACAAUGAAGGGAGAAGCUAAGAGUAAAUCAGGCUGCUUUUCACAGGAGAACCUGGAACAUAACGUUCUUGUCGGAAAGAAAGAAGGGUUGAGGACAAUGGGUGUUAGAAAAGAACAGGUUCGGUUAUUUAUUUUGUCACUUUUUUCCCCCAAAUAAAUGCUACAACUGGGUA